AUGUCUUCACAGAGAGAGGAAGAGGAGUUGCUGUGUUUUGUGUCAGGACGUCCUGAAGGAUCCGGUCUCUACCAGCUCUGGUUCUGCAGACAGUGCAUCACCUCAUACUGGUACCAGUCUGCUUCAUCAGGAGACGCCUCCUGUCCCCAGUCUGGAGAAAGACCCAGAACAAGACAAACAGAUGGUGGUCUGCAGGAGCUUUUAGAUGAACAUAAGAUCGGUCUGAGGAGGAGAUGUGAACGUGUGACUGAAGGAACUGAUGAAACAGGAAGUGGAACCCUCCUCAACAGGAUCUACACUGAGCUCUACAUCACAGAGGGACAGAGUGAAGAGGUUAAUACCCAACAUGAGGUGAGACAGCUUGAGACAGCUUCCAAGAAGAAGACCCUCCAUGACGCUCCAAUCAGGUGCCACGACAUCUUUAAAGCCUUACCUGACCAACAGAGACACAUCAGAGUGGUUCUGACGAACGGCGUCGCUGGCGUUGGAAAAACCUUCUCAGUGCAGAAGUUCACUCUGGACUGGGCAGAGGGCUCGAACAACCAAGAUGUCAGUCUGGUGGUUCUGCUUUCGUUCAGGGAGCUGAACCUGAUCAAAGAUGAGCAGUACAGUCUUAUCAGGCUGCUCCAUGUUUUCCAUCCAACAUUACAGAAGGUCACAGUAGAGCAGCUCGCUGUCUGUAAACUUUUGUUCAUCUUUGACGGCCUGGAUGAAAGCAGACUUUCACUGGAUUUCCACAACAAUGAGGUUGUGUCUGACGUCACACAGAAAUCUUCAGUCAACGUGCUGUUGACAAACCUCAUCAAGGGGAAUCUGCUUCCCUCGGCUCUCGUCUGGAUAACUUCCAGACCUGCAGCAGCCAAUCAGAUCCCUCCUGAAUGUGUGGACAGGGUAACAGAAGUACGAGGCUUCACUGACGCCCAGAAGGAGGAGUACUUCAGGAGGAGAGUUAGUGAUGAAGAUCUGUCCAACAGGAUCAUCUCACACAUCAAGACCUCCAGGAGCCUCCACAUCAUGUGUCUAAUCCCAGUCUUCUGCUGGAUCACUGCUACAGUUCUGGUCCACAUGUUGACUACAGACCAGAGAGGAGAGCUGCCCAAGACCCUGACUGACAUGUACUCACACUUCCUGCUGGUUCAGACAAAGAGGAAGAAGCAGAAGUAUGAUGAGGGACAUGAGACGAGUCCACAGGAGCUGAUGGAGGCUAACAGGAAGGUUCUUCUAAAGCUAGGGAGGCUGGCGUUUGAACAGCUGGAGAAAGGAAACAUCAUGUUCUACCAAGAAGACCUGGAGCAGUGUGGUCUUGAUCUCACAGAGGCCUCGGUGUACUCAGGAGUUCUUACAGAGAUCUUCAAAAGAGAGAGCGUGAUCUUCCAGAAAACAGUCUACUGCUUCGUUCAUCUGAGCAUUCAGGAGUUUCUGGCUGCAGUCUACAUGUUCCACUGUUACACCAACAGCAACACAGAGGUACUGAAGGACUUCCUGGGAGAAGAGUAUGUUAAUCCAACUCUGGAUGACUUCCUGAGGGAAGCAAUGAUGAAACCCCUGAGGAGUGAAAAUGGCCAACUGGACCUGUUUGUUCGCUUCCUUCAUGGCCUCUCUCUCGAGUCCAACCAAAGACUCUUAGGAGGCGUGCUGGGUCACACAGACAACAGUCCAGAAACCAUCCAGAGAGCCAUCAACAACCUGAAGGAGAUAAACAGUGAUUAUAUCUCUCCUGACAGAAGCAUCAACAUCUUCCACUGUCUGACGGAGAUGAACGACCACUCAGUCCAUCAGGAGAUCCAAGAGUUCCUGAAGUCAGAGAACAGGUCAGAGAAGGAACUCUCUGACAUCCACUGCUCAGCUCUGGCCUACAUGCUGCAGAUGUCAGAGGAGGUUCUGGAUGAGUUGGACCUGAAGAAGUACAACACAUCACAGGAGGGACGAUGGAGACUGAUUCCAGCUGUGAGGAACUGCAGAAAGGCUGUACUGUCUCACUGUGGACUCUCAGGCACUCACUGUGAAGUCAUGGCCUCAGCUCUGAAGUCCAACCCCUCCCAUCUGAGAGAGAUGGACCUGAGUGACAAUGACAAUCUGCAGGAUUCAGGAGUGAAGCUGCUGUCUGCUGGACUGGAGAGUCCACACUGCAGACUGGAGACUUUGAGAUUGAGUUACUGCAGUUUGUCAGAGAUCAGCUGUUCUUCUCUGGGCUCAGCUCUGAAGUCCAACCCCUCCCAUCUGAGAGAGCUGGACCUGAGUCACAACGAGCUGCAGGAUUCAGGAGUGAAGCUGCUGUGUGGUUUUCUGGGGAGUCCACACUGUAGACUGGAGACUCUGAGAUUGAGUGAGUGCAGUUUGUCAGAGAUCAGCUGUUCUUCUCUGGUCUCAGCUCUGAAGUCCAACCCCUCCCAUCUGAGAGAGCUGGACCUGUGUAACAACAACCUGAAGGAUUCAGAUGUGAAGCUGCUGUCUGAUCUUGUGGAGAGUCCACACUGUAGACUGGAGACUCUGAGCUGUUGGUGAUCUCAGUCAGACUUUGAGCAGUGAGGAAGGAGGUUGUGUUGGAGGAUCCGCUGUGUCCUGAUGAUCCAGAGAGGUUGAAGCAGCAGCAUCAGCUCUGACUGGGCCAUGUUACUGGGAGGUAGAGUGGAGAGGAGAGCUUCAUCCAGCAGUGACUGACAGAGGAAUCGCAACCAGUGGAGACGACUCUCAGUGCUGCAGUCUGAACUGCACAAACAUGAUAAAUGAUAAAUGAUAAACAAUAAAGGAUAAAGAUAAAAGUGCUCCAGGAUCAGUAAAUCAGGAUUUACACAUAGAGAUCAAUAAAAAAAAAUCACUAAAAUAAAGCAUCACUAAAAUAAAUAAUAAAAAUGCAGGUAAAACAAGAGCUCUGUGUUGUUCUAUAACUUAUGAUUCUUUGGAUUUAAGGUCUCUAGCUCUUUAGAAACACUUCUACAUUUUUAGAAUUAACAGGACACUGACCCUGUCCUACUAAUACAAAAUGUCCACCUAGUGUUGGUGUGUCUUAAUAUCAAAUGUCCUCUUGUUGCACAAAAACCAAAACACACGCAUUGUUUUUGUUUUGUAAAUUUUCUCUCUGAAAUUCUCCUCUUUGAAUUUAAAAUACAUUUACAAUACUUCUACUUUAUUGUAUAUAUUAAAUUCAAUUCAAUUCAAUUUUAUUUGUAUAGCGCCAAUUCAUAACAGAAGUUAUCUCAGGACACUUUUCAAAUAGAGCAGGUCUAGACCGAACUGAUUAUAACAUUAUUUGCAGAGACCCAACAGUACCACCAUGAGCAAGACCUUGGAGACAAGGGCAAGGAAAAACUGCCUGUUAAAAGGCAGAAACCUAGGACAGAUCCGUCGGCUCUAGGUGGGUGGUCGUCUGUCUCGAUCAGUUGGGGUGAGAGAGAGAGAGACAGAGAGAGAGACAGACAGACAGACAGGUGCACAGCCACAACAGUAGCAACAACUACACUAGUGACUAGUAGUGACUGAUGAUGAUGAACAUGAAGAAGACGAUGAUGACGACAACAGCAGCGAUGGGGGACAACGAGCAGCGACAACGGCAACAACAGUAACUGUAGUAAUAAUAAUAAUAAUAAUUACACUAAUAUCAGUGAUAUUAGCAAUGGCAGUGAAGCAGGACCAUGGCAGGAGGCUCCACCAGGAUCCAUGAGAACCUGCGAGACGAGAAAGCAUAGAAACUCCAGGGAAGAAGUGAAGUUAGUAACAUGCAUUAAUGGGACAUGAAUGAGUGCAGAAAGAGAGAGAGAGAGAGAGAGAGAGGAAGACAGGAGCUCAGUGCAUCAUGGGAAAUCCCCCGAUAGUCUAGGCCUAUAGCAGCAUAACUAAGGGAUGGUUCAGAACUCACCUGAUCCAGCCCUAACUAUAAGCUUUAUCAAAGAGGAAUGUCUUAAGCCUACUCUUGAAUGUGGUGAGGGUGUCUGCCUCCCGAACCACAACUGGAAGCUGGUUCCACAGGAGAGGAGCUUGGUAACUGAAGGCUCUGGCUCCUGUUCUACUUUUAGAGACUAUAGGAACCACAAGUAGCCCAGCAUUCAGAGAACGUAGUGUUCUAGUGGGGUAAUAGGGUACUAUGAGCUCUUUAAGAUAUGAAGGGGCCUGACCAUGAAGCUUUGUAGGUGAGGAGGAGGAUUUUAAAUUCUACGCUAAAUUUUACAGGGAGCCAAUGCAGAGAAGCUAGUACAGGAGAGAUGUGAUCUCUUUUCCUAGUUCCUGUCAGUACUCGUGCUGCAGCGUUCUGAAUUGGAGGAGUUGCAGUAAUCCAGCCUAGAACUAACAAAUGCAUGGAUUAGUUUUUCUGCAUCUGUCUAUGAUUCCUAAUAACAUUGCCUAAAGGGAGCAUAUAUAAAGUAAAUAGUAUUGGUCCAAGUACAGAACCUUGUGGAACUCCAUGACUAACUGUAGUAUUUAUUGAAGAUUCAUCGUUAACAUGUACAAACUGAGAAUGAUCUGAUAAAUAUGACUUAAACCAGCUUAGUGCGGAUCCUUUAAUGCCAAUUUGAUGCUCAAGUUUCUGUAAAAGAAUAUUAUGGUCAAUGGUGUCAAAUGCAGCACUAAGAUCUAAUAAUAGAAGAACAGAGACAGAGAACAGAGAAGUCCAUUGUCGGAAGAAAUCAAAAGGUCAUUAUUAACUUUAACCAGAGCUGUCUCUGUGCUGUGAUGAACUCUAAAUGCUGACUGAAAUAUAGUGUAUAUAUUUUAUAUUUAAUUAUAUUUUACUGUAUUUCAUUCUUUUAUUGUAUUUUCUUGUUUUAUUUUUCAUUAAAUGAGCUCCAAAUUUA
Messenger RNA from Dicentrarchus labrax (European seabass), 4790 nucleotides. RefSeq names its product NLR family CARD domain-containing protein 3-like. Bases 1 to 2505 code for a protein of 834 amino acids. Gene Ontology annotation, molecular function: protein binding. The transcript is spliced from 6 exons. Lineage: Eukaryota; Metazoa; Chordata; Actinopteri; Moronidae. The record is from RefSeq and is a predicted model, not a curated record.